CAAGCUCCGCCUUAUAAAUUGCACCUGCUUCUUUUUGCAAAACUCAUCCUCCCCAACGAACCCAAGAGGCGAAAAUGACCCACUCAUUUCUUCUCCUAGCUUUCCUCCUCCAAGCGACGCUCCACAUCUCAGCUCAACCCCCACCACCAGCACCGCUUGCAUCGCCUCCGUCGCCGGCGGCCCAGCUCCCCGCCGCCGCCCAGGAGUUCCUGGACGCCCACAACCAGGCCAGGGCCGAGGUGGGCGUGGCCCCGCUCCGCUGGAGCCCGCAGCUGGCCGCGGCCACGAGCCGCCUGGUCCGGUACCAGCGGGACCGGAUGUCGUGCAACUUCGCCAACCUGAUCGCCUCCAAGUACGGCGGGAACCAGCUGUGGGCCGGCGGGGCGGGGACGGCAGUGCCGCCGCGGGCGGCGGUGGGGGCGUGGUUGAAGGAGAAGAUCUACUAUGACCACGCCAACAACACGUGCGCGGAGGGCGCCGCUGCUGGGGUGUACACGCAGGUGGUGUGGAGGAACAGCUCGGAGUUGGGGUGCGCACAGGCGAGUUGUCCCAAGGAGGCGGCGAGCCUGACCAUCUGCUUCUACAAUCCGCGGAAUGUCGUCGGAGAGAGGCCUUACUAAGCAGACCGGCGAUGUAGGGCGAGGGAUCUUUGGGAAGAACGGGGCUUGAGUUGGUCUGUACUUUUUAUUAGUCUUAAAGAUGUUCUCUCCUCAGUUUGGACAGUAGAAGAAAGGAAGCACCCGUGAUCUUCCGCUUUUUGGGAUUUCUUUCUUUACAUUUUUAAGAUUAUGUCUUAUCUAAAUUGCGCAUUUCUUUAGUUUUCAAUUGAUC
Messenger RNA from Eucalyptus grandis, 831 nucleotides. Its product is annotated as STS14 protein. The record is from RefSeq and is a predicted model, not a curated record. Lineage: Eukaryota; Viridiplantae; Streptophyta; Magnoliopsida; Myrtales; Myrtaceae.